Molecule: messenger RNA, 1760 nt
Organism: Anopheles cruzii
Lineage: Eukaryota; Metazoa; Arthropoda; Insecta; Diptera; Culicidae
Product: methionine synthase reductase-like
Exons: 3
Coding region: 20-1366 (448 amino acids)
Biological process (GO): homocysteine metabolic process
Cellular component (GO): cytosol
Molecular function (GO): [methionine synthase] reductase (NADPH) activity; flavin adenine dinucleotide binding; FMN binding
Source: RefSeq, a predicted model, not a curated record
UCGGAUUAGAAAGAAUAACAUGAAAAACCAGGAAUUGCGAGAUAUUAUCACACGAUAUGAGGGAAGAACAUUAACUUUGCCUCCUGCGCCGGUACCGUUUAUAAAAUUAGAAGAAAGUGAUGAGAGUGUUUCGGUGCCGGCUGGUCAUCUACAGGCCACAGCGACGCAACCUUUUGAGGUAACGAAAGUUCUCGCCGGGACUGUUUCACGCAUCAACACACUGGCUGAAGGAGAGGAUAUUAAACCGGUAUACGAUGUGGAGCUCGGGAAUUUCGGAAACACCGGACACCGCCAUUGGCCUGGCGAUACGAUCGGGAUUUUAACUUACAAUCUGCCACAAGACGUUGAUUAUUUGGUGGAUCACUUGGGUUUACAGCAUAAGGAUACAAUGGUGUGCCGGGUAGAACUAGACCAAAGCUCUUCGAAAAAGGCGGCCAAAGUUCCUCCGUUCGUCCCGCGAGUGGUUAACUACAGACGGCUUUUCGGCGAGUGCCUUGACCUACGGGCUGUACCGAAGAAGUCGUUUCUUCGAGGGAUGGCCCCAUAUGCAACGGACAUGGACGAGAGACGGUUCCUUGAAAUACUUUGCUCAAAGGAAGGUACCGCAGAGUACGAAAAAUAUAUUCUUAAGCAAGGGAAAGGUUUCCUUUCAAUUCUAAGGCUGGUCCCAUCUUGUAAACUUCCCGUAACCUUGCUCGUAGAACAUCUACCCAGGCUGAUGCCUCGGCCCUAUUCGAUAGCCAGUGCGUACCGUGAGGAAGCGAACCCUGUGAUUCGUAUUUUGUUCUCCCACAAUACCGGCGAACCAGGCAUCACGACCACUUACUUGCGCGGAGUACAGCGUAAUGCGGUCGUACACUUUUACUUUCGGCACAGCAGUGAGUUCGUUUACAAAGAUAGUGACUUUGUCAGCGAUAUUGUAAUGAUAGGAACCGGAACCGGAAUUUCUCCGUAUCUUGCAUUUCUCGAGCAACGUGCAGCUUACCGUCGACAGGGACGCCCUAUCGGAAGGGCCGAGCUGAUCGUGGGAUUCCGUUACCGGGAUCGAAACUACUUAUGUCAGGAGGAGAUUUUACAAUACCAGCAAAUUGGUGUAUUGGACGCGUGCCAUGAGGCAUUCUCUCGGGAUGGGGACUCAAAGUUUAAAUAUGUUCAAGAUUUCGUAGCAGCAAACAAAGUUUUGAUCGAGCGUACGAUAGAUCAGAACGGUAUAUUUUUUCUUUGCGGCGAUGCAAAGAAAUUUCUCCCACAAGUUUCGGAAACUUUAACGCGAACAAUUGGAAACGCUGGACAGUGUACGGAAAGCAGUACUAAUGUGAAUACGUUGAAAGUUGCUGGGAAAUAUCGAGAAGAUGUUUGGUUGUGAACUUCAAUUCUGUCACAAAGUUGUUAUUCGGAUUAAAAGAAUAUCAUGACAUAAAGUUUUUCUUUCUUUAAUUACCCGUUUUGGAAAUCUUGAUCUUGUUAUCAAUAUAAUCCGAAUAGUUGCCGUUAAAAAUAUUACACAACGUUUUACACACGAUAUUCCAUACCACUUACCGUAGCGCAGUCGUCGGAAUGAACUCAGGGUUUCGGAUGGCGGUCGAAGGUGGAAAUAUUCAACAAACAGAGAAUUUGCUCUACAAAUAUUAUAUUUUAAACAUAGACUUGUUCCGUCAGUUUAUUGUAGGAUAGUACAAAAAGCUUCAUUACAAUAUGUAUGUUUUUGCAACCAAACAGGGUGGUGUUUGUUGUAUAUAAGCGGUGUCAGGUAUAAUAAA